AAGAUUUCAGCUCCGCGAGUAAACUUUGCAAGAGCGUAUACUGAAAACUUGAAUUCAUACAUAUAUGUAAAUGCAAGACAUUCAUAUUUAUGGAGCAGAAGAAGCGAAACUGGUUUCAAAGCGUCCACAAUCUACGUUUAGACGUUUUUAGCCCAACGCCGGCUCAUAUGGGCGUUGAUAAAGAUGACGCAAAGGAGACCCUCCUUCCCGUCAAAAUAUCAGAUAUCACCACAGUCAAAGAAGAUGGUCGCCGCGAUAUGCUGUUCAAGGCGUAUGUUAUUGUGACGAUGACCUUUCUAUGGACAGGCUACACUAUCACGGUGCGGUACACAAGAACUACUGUGCCCAAAAACGAGCUUUACGCUGCAACUACCGUUGUACUUAUGGGUGAAGUGGUCAAAUCAUGUAUCACGCUCUUGAUGCUUUACAAAGAAAGCCAUUUCAGAAUGAAAGAUCUCUUCUCGUGCAUCCAGCAACACUAUAUAAAUGCUCCCAAGGAACUCUUGAAGAUGAGCGUCCCUUCGCUUGCUUACGCAUUCCAAAACAAUCUAGAUUUUGUUGCUUUAUCUAACCUGGAUGCGGGUCUGUAUCAGGUAACAACUCAGCUGAAGGUUUUCACCACAGCUAUAUUCAUGAUGCUGUUUCUUGGUCGACGCUUUUCUGGGACGAGAUGGGUCGCCAUAGUGCUACUCUUUUUCGGUGUAGCCGCUGUACAGCUGAACAACACCCAGCGCGGAGCUAGCGAAACAAAAGGAAAUUAUCUUGUGGGCAUAAGUGCCGUGCUUGCCACUUGUGUGACUGCAGGAUUCGCAGGAGUCUACUUUGAAAUGAUGCUCAAAGGGUCAGGCAACACUCCAUUUUGGAUCCGAAAUCUGCAGAUGUAUAGCUGUGGCAUAGUUAGCGCAUCAAUUGGUUGCUUAUUCACCGAAGCAGACGUCAUUGCCGAACGAGGAUUCUUCUAUGGUUACGAUGUGAAAGUCUGUGCUAUCGUUGCAUUCCUGUCAUUUGGUGGCACGUACAUUUCUCUGGUGAUGAAAUACCUCGACAACCUGCACAAAAGCUUUGCAUCUGCAGUAUCCAUCAUUCUUGUUGUCAUCACUUCCUACCUCGUUUUCAAUGACGUGUUCAUAGGAGCUUACUUCGUGUUUGGCACGGCUGUAGUUGUGUGUGCUAUUCUGCUCUAUAACUCCGUACCUGAAUAGUUCAUAGGUCUGCACAUUCCUAUACCCAUUACAAAAUUCGAGUUUUUUGUAAUAAGUGUUAUGCACCUUUCUUUUUCUUGCCAUCAAUUGAUUUUGGUCUCUAUCACCCUCACUGUUUUGUAGAAUAGUACCCGCAUUUUCACAGAAAUUCCCACUUUGUCUGCCAAUCCCCCAUCCCUUUCGCCCAAUGCACCAA
This is a messenger RNA of Cylicocyclus nassatus, 1398 nucleotides long. The record is from the annotation of a GenBank genome assembly. Lineage: Eukaryota; Metazoa; Nematoda; Chromadorea; Rhabditida; Strongylidae.